AUGUUAAUAACGACUAAAACGCUCACAAAGAAUAAUAGGGAGAGAAAUGAUGAUCAUCCGUUCAAUCUCAUCAAUAAUAGCUUUUCAAUUUUACAAGGAUUAGAGGAGAAUCCGAAAGAAGAGAAAAUCCAUCGCACUACCACAACCUCCACACGGAAGAGUAGGAGGAGAUCAACAUAUCAUCAUGACGAUUCAUCAUGCACACUAAUAUCCCACACCAACAGAAGUAGCAACACUUGUAUUCAGAAAUCAUCCAAUACCUCCUUCCUUCGAAAUUUUGUAGAUCUACCUUCCGAAAUUUUGAUUUACAUUUUCGAUUUUAUAGUUCCCUUAUUUCAUAUUCUGUCACAUCAUGCGAAGGAAUUCAUUACUCAUGAAGAGAUACUCAUUAGAUUGAUUCCUCAAUUUUUUAAAAUUCAAAUUUCUCCACCCACUGCUCCCACCUACUAUCAGUAUAAUCGAGAACAAUACACCAGGCUUUUCAUGGAAAAUCAAGUACCAAUCUAUGCUGAGCGUAUUUUGAGUUUCUUAUUGGAAGAUGUGAUUGAAAAUUCUUUUGUUAAUUUUCUGCUGAUUAGCAAGCAAUGUUUCUAUCGAGUUUUUGUGACAGAAUGUUCAGAGAACGAUUCAAUUCGCUUGCUAUGGGAGUUUUUAGGAAGCUCCAUUCAGAAUUGUCGUGAGAUUGCAGAGACGAUAUUGUUACAAGCACCUUUCAAGCCAAAACCUUGGUUGUAUUUGUUUGGAGGUACACAACAUGCUGCAACUACGAACGAUUUGAUUGCAAGUGUCAUUAAGUUACAAAAUAGUUCUGACCAUUUUGUUGAGUUGUAUUUAAAUAAGCGCUUCCGAUUAUAUCAGUGGACGAACAAUAUCUGGAUGUUUGCAUUGAAUCCUGUUUUGAAGCCCACUAAUGAGCAAUGGAGAGAUUACUUAAAUUUACUCAGGAAAAAGUUUAAACAACAUACACAGUUGACGUCCAAUCCCAUAUACGUAAUGAAAUUGAGUCACACCAUGUCAACUUUUCUUAAUAGCCAGUAUGUUCAAAAUUUUGCUGAGAGACAAUAUAGGAUUAGGACACAAAAGAAAUGUGGACAGAAAAAAUCGUCAAUUAGGAACCGAGAAAACAAAGAGAGAGAAAGAAUGUAUGAAUUGUUGAAAUUGAUUUAUGUCGAGUGUAAAGUACCAAUUACCGUGAGCAUCGAAAAUACCGAUGUUCAAUGUGUAAUUCUAAAUGCAAUAUGUAUGGCAUGCGAAAUGGCACAUGAAUACUCGAACAUUGAUAGUACUGACAUUUUUACAACAGUACUAUCGUCCAAUAUUUUGCACAAUGAUAUUUUGACGAAAGAAGAAAAAGAACAACUCAUACUUGAUCUGCUUUUUAACAAUUGUGGAAUGUUAACAAGUUUAUUCCUUACAUUUAGAUUUGAACAAUUAUUCAAUUUAUUGCAAUUGUUAGAAGGCCAAGACACUAAUAAUUCAACUAGAAAAGUGCACGCCAAUGAAUCUGUUUCACAUUUAUUAGAAUAUUUCAUGGAGAACAUCAAAAUGAUAUUUAACUGUGUUAAUCACAGUUAUAUUGUUCAAACGCUCUGUAAUGUAUUAUCUCGAGUAUGGAGACUUCAUAUCAUUGAUAUUUCAUUAACAGCACCCUUAAAUAGAUUGAUCAAACAUGCAUGCGCCAAAAUGUCAGUAUUCGAGGAUGAAACUUUAAAGAAAUUCGUACUGACGACGUUUGAAACAUUACUUCAACAUUUAUAUUCUCUCUACAGACCUUAUGAAAUUUUUGAAGCGUUAAAUAUGCAAGGCAAUUGUUUGAACAAUCGUACACGUAUGGGACAUGUGAUUUUGGAGAAUUCUCUCCGAAACGUCAACAUUUUUGAAAUUGUGUUAACUACUCCUUUUCAACAAUCGGGACACGACACGAUGAUGAAAACUUUAUCUGUGAGACAAGUACUUGGUCAAGAACAAGAUCUACCAAUUUAUGGACCCAUGUUCACAUUUUUAGUACCCACAUGUUGUUGGAAUGCUAAUGUGUCACGGAAACAAGAUGCUCACUCUGAAUUUGUAUCACCCACUAUCUUUGACGCGGUACUCUCCAUCUCAUUUAAUACUAAGGGAAGAGUGACGAAUUAUUGGAGUCGUCGUGCUCGCAGUUCGAUUACUUCAAAAGAGCAAGACGAUUCAAUGCCACUUGAAAAAUUAAUGUCGAGAAUGAAUGUAUUAAGGAAAUAUAUUGGACAUGAUAAGUGUAUCGAGAUUUUGCAAAAUCAUCCAUCUUUUGUAAAUACAUUGAAAUUAUACAUUCAACAACAAGAAAAGUCUCAUAUUGUGAAAGUCAUGUUAGCUCGACUAGUGGACUUGUUGAAAGAGUGGGGAAUUGACAUGGAAGAAGAAAAACAGACAAGAAAAAAGUGA
Messenger RNA from Naegleria lovaniensis, 2415 nucleotides. RefSeq lists its product as uncharacterized. NCBI's taxonomy places the organism in Eukaryota, Heterolobosea, Eutetramitea, Acrasida, Naegleriidae. Bases 1 to 2415 code for a protein of 804 amino acids. The transcript has a single exon. The record is from RefSeq and is a predicted model, not a curated record.